Myxozyma melibiosi is the source of this 1876-nucleotide messenger RNA. RefSeq lists its product as uncharacterized. The record is from RefSeq and is a predicted model, not a curated record. NCBI's taxonomy places the organism in Eukaryota, Fungi, Ascomycota, Lipomycetes, Lipomycetales, Lipomycetaceae. The transcript has 2 exons. The coding region runs from base 175 to 1593 and encodes 472 amino acids.
CAAUUAGUCACCAACCCAAACCCAACGCCCCCUGAAAAAUUGAAGGCUGAAAAAACUGAGCGAGAAAAAAAUUCCCAAAGCCCAGCGACUACAGUUUGGGAUUUUGUUGUGUCUCUGCAGUGCGAUUUAUUGAAGCUCUUAUACAGCAGCAGACGAAGAAGAAGAAGAAUAGAGAUGUCGGACACGCAGGAGAUUAUGCUUGUCGAUGCUGAGCAGCAGCAGGCGGGCGAGAGCCAGGAUUUGAAGAACUACGUUGCGUCGGUGGAUGCGCCUAUUGCGCUGAAAUACAUUGCCGCGGGCCGGAUAGCGCAGUCGGUGGUGAGCGUGCUUGUGCGGGAGAUCAGCGAGCAGAGACUGAGCAACGUGUUUGAUAUCUGCGCGGUGGGGAAUUAUCUGGUGGAGGAGGAGUGUGGGAAGAUUUUCAAGAACGUGGAGGAGAAGGGGGUUGCGAAUCCGACGUGCGUGGACGUGAAUAAUUGUAUUUGGGGGUAUUCGCCUGUCGAGCGGGAGAAUGCGUAUGUCUUGACGAACGGGGAUAUCGCAAAGAUCUCCCUUGGGGUUCAUAUCGAUGGAUAUUCGUCCUUGGUGACGCACACUUUGGUUGUGUUGCCUACUGUGCCGGUGCUGGAGCAGACGGCGCCUACUACCGGCGUUGUUGCGGACGUCGUGUGCGCGACGCAUCUUGCUACCGAAGCCGUGGUGACGCUGCUGGGCACGACGCUGCAGCACGCGGGCACGCCGUCUGGCUUUUUCGGCGCCCGCAAGGUGAACGGGCUGCGGAUCAAGGAGGUUGUCGAGAACGUGGCGAAGGCGUUCAAGGUGAAGAUUUUGCCGGGCUCGCAGGUGCGACGGAUCAAGCGGUUUUUGGUCGGCCAGGAUACCGUGCACGAGGUCGACGUCAAGGGCUAUGCGUGGGGUGCGCUCUCGAUCGAGGAGGCGACUGAUGAUCCGGAGGAAGGAGAUCUCAAGAAACUGAUUGACUCCGAGGCCGCGCCGGAGCUGGGUGAGGCGUGGGUGGUUGAUCUCGCAAUGUGCAGUUUCUCGGGCUUGCAGGCCGACCUCAACCCGCGCAACGAGUUCCAGGUCUCGCGGCGGACAAUCAAGCCCCACCGCGCGCUCAAGCCGACGAUCUUCACGCGCGACUACAGCAAGUCGCUGAGCAUGAAGCUCAAGAGCGCGCGCGGCGUGCUCACCGAGAUCGACAACCGCAAGUCGGUCUUCCCGUUCCAUCUCUCGGCGCUCGAGACCGAGGGCGCGCCGCUGGGCGUCGCGGCGCUGGUCAAGAUGGGGAUCUUGUCGCCUGCGACCGUGUUCACCGUGCAAGGCGCGCCAGGCACGCCGGUGUCGUCGCGCACGCGUACGACGGUGCUGCUUGCGCCGUCGGUUAAGUACGGCGGCGAGCUUGUGCGUUUGAGUGGCGGCGAGAUUGCGCCGUCGUGGGUGCAUAGCGAGUACGAGAUCACCGAUGCCGAGAUCCUGGAGCUGCUGGAUGAGAAGCGUGCGGGAGUGCGGGUUCGGAAUAUCGGGGCGGUGGAGCUUGAGGUGCCUGCUCUGGAGGGAGAGGAGGAGGAUGCUGCUAUGGAGAUCGAAUAGGGAGAGAAGAAAAGAAAAGUUGGAGUUUUGUUUACAGAUCUAUAGAUGACAAAAGUCUUUUACCUCUUUCUGCAGUUCAGGAGAGAGAUGGUUGGGUAUAUCUUUGUACGUUUUAUUUGAGUGUUUGUAUAUGUUUGUAAAUGUGCUAUGUAAUUGUGGUUUCCGGCAUUACGUGCGUUUUUUUGUUUGGGUUUACAUGAACAUUAUUUCUGAUUGAUUGGUCGAGUAAUGGAUGAUCUUAGGAGUAAGACAAGUAAAUAGAAUAAUAAAGAGAAGAAAGAAU